AUGAAUGAAAAUUUAUUAAAUAUAAAUAAUUUAUAUGCUAGUAUUGAUGAUACAGAAGUUUUAAAAGGUUUAAAUUUAUCUAUUAAUAGUGGAGAAAUUCAUGCUAUUAUGGGUAAAAAUGGUUGCGGGAAAAGUACCUUUGCAAAAGUUAUUGCUGGUCAUCCUAGUUAUAAUAUUACACAAGGAGAUAUAUUAUUCUAUAACCAAAAUAUUAAUAAAAUGAGUCCUGUAGACAGAGCAUUAAAAGGAAUUUUUUUAGCCUUUCAGUAUCCAGUAGAAAUAUCUGGUGUUAGUAAUGCUGACUUUUUACGCCUUGCUUACAAUGAAAAACAAAAAAUUACUAAUAAACCUCCUUUAGAUCCUUUAUCUUUUUUAGAACUGGUUAAUGAUAAAAUUAAAGCUAUUGACAUGAAUUCGUCAUUUUUAAGUAGAAAUGUUAAUGAAGGAUUUUCUGGAGGAGAGAAAAAAAAGAAUGAAAUUUUACAAAUGUCUUUAUUAAAUACUAAACUUGCUAUAUUAGAUGAAACAGACUCCGGGCUUGAUAUAGAUGCUUUGAAAACUAUUUCUGCCAAUAUUAAUGCUUUAGCUAGUAAUGAUAAUGCAAUAAUUAUUAUUACACACUACAAUAGAUUACUAGAAUAUAUUAUACCGGAUUAUGUUCAUAUAAUGCAUGAAGGUAAAAUAAUUCAUACAGGUGGUGCAAAUUUAGCAAAGCAAUUAGAGCAUUAUGGUUAUGAUAGUAUUAUAUAA
Molecule: messenger RNA, 750 nt
Organism: Chondrus crispus (carragheen)
Lineage: Eukaryota; Rhodophyta; Florideophyceae; Gigartinales; Gigartinaceae
Source: the annotation of a RefSeq genome assembly